This is a messenger RNA of Venturia canescens, 2047 nucleotides long. It is a transcript of the gene CCT3, whose product is annotated as chaperonin containing TCP1 subunit 3. Gene Ontology annotation, molecular function: ATP-dependent protein folding chaperone; ATP binding; ATP hydrolysis activity. Gene Ontology annotation, cellular component: chaperonin-containing T-complex. Lineage: Eukaryota; Metazoa; Arthropoda; Insecta; Hymenoptera; Ichneumonidae. The transcript is spliced from 4 exons. Gene Ontology annotation, biological process: protein folding. The coding region runs from base 186 to 1838 and encodes 550 amino acids. The record is from RefSeq and is a predicted model, not a curated record.
GGUUCAGAGUCGCGUGAUUCAUGUUUCUAGCGAGUCAGGGCCUAUCGUUAUUUGGAACUUGAGGGUUAUUUUUUCACCGAGUUGAAGGUUUUUGAAUUCUCGUCUGGUACAGUAACGCGUUCAUUUUUCUCGUUGAUGUAAGAUUUUUUUUCGUGAAUUUCGAUACUAUCAAGGAAAACAGAAGAAUGUUCGGGCCAGGUUCAGCUCCGAUCGUGGUUUUAAGCCAAAACACGAAGCGCGAUUCUGGCAAAAAGGUCCAGAAGGAAAACAUCCAAGCGGGCAAGGCCAUCGCAGAUGUGAUAAGAACAUGUUUGGGUCCGCAAGCAAUGUUAAAAAUGUUGAUGGAUCCAAUGGGUGGUAUCGUCAUGACGAACGAUGGAAAUGCAAUUCUUCGUGAGAUAACGGUGCAGCAUCCAGCUGGAAAAUCAAUGAUUGAAAUAGCCAGGACCCAGGAUGAGGAAGUGGGUGACGGAACAACGUCGGUAAUAGUUUUGGCUGGGGAGAUAUUGGCUAGCGCAGAACCAUUCCUCGAGCAAGGAAUGCAUCCAACGGUCAUAAUUCGAGCAUACAGGCAAGCCCUAGAGGACAUGGUAGAAGUAUUGAAUGACAAGUUGAGUCUCGAACUGGACCGUACGGAUCGAAAGAAGCUCAAGGAAGUGGUGGAAUCCUGCGUGGGAACAAAAUUCAUUGGUCGUUGGUCCGAGUUGGCUUGCGACAUCGCGUUGGAUGCUGUGCACACAGUGAUGUUGGAAGAGAACGGACGUCGCGAAAUCGAUAUCAAAAGAUACGCAAAAGUGGAGAAAAUUCCUGGUGGCAGUAUCGAGGAGAGCAGCGUCUUGAAGGGCGUUAUGAUAAACAAGGACGUGACUCAUCCGAAAAUGAAACGUUGCAUAAAAAAUCCAAGAAUCGUGCUUCUCGAUUGCCCGCUCGAGUACAAAAAGGGAGAGUCUCAAACUAACAUCGAGGUCCUCAAGGACACCGAUUUCACGAGAAUCCUCGAGCUUGAGGAGGAAAACAUAAAGAAAAUUUGCGACGAAGUUAUCGCCGUUAAACCUGAUGUCGUUUUCACUGAAAAGGGCAUUUCUGAUCUGGCUCAACAUUAUCUUCUCAAAGCUGGCAUUUCUGCCAUUCGCAGAGUUCGUAAAUCCGAUAACAACAGAAUUGCUCGCGCCUGUGGUGCUACCGUAGUUAAUCGCACCGAAGAACUACGCGAGGAAGACGUUGGCACUGGUGCUGGACUCUUUGAGAUAAAAAAAUUCGGCGAUGAAUAUUUCUGCUUCAUUACCGAGUGCAAAGACCCCAAGGCUUGUACCAUUAUUCUUCGUGGCGCUAGUAAAGACGUUCUCAAUGAAACUGAGAGGAACUUGCAGGACGCUCUUCACGUCGCCCGUAAUCUUCUUAUCGAGCCGAAGCUCGUACCUGGUGGCGGAGCGGUUGAGAUGGCAGUCGCACGGUACUUGAACGAGAAAGCUUCGGGUAUCCCUGGAGUCGAGCAGUGGCCGUACAAAGCGAUAGCCAAUGCUCUUGACAUAAUUCCGAGGACAUUGGCGCAGAAUUGUGGCGCGAAUAUAAUUCGGACAUUGACGGCGCUCCGUGCAAAACACGCUGCCGGUGGUACAACGUGGGGAAUCGACGGCGAGACUGGCCUCUUGGUGGACAUGAAAGAACGUGGAAUUUGGGAGCCGUUGAGCGUUAAAUUGCAAAUUUACAAAACUGCGAUCGAAACGGCGAUUCUUCUGUUGAGAAUCGACGACAUCGUUUCCGGCACGAAGAAGAAGGGAUCUGAAAAUGAUCAACCAGCCCAACCUCAAGUCACCGAAGAAUCGAUGAAGGAGUAAAAUUUUUUAAUCUCAUCCGGUGACAUCUCACGCUUCAAUUGAUAGAUGCAACGCUCGUAUUUGAUACUUCCUCACCACGUUUUUUAUUCUUUGCAUCUACUCAUCGAUUAACCGUUGCGACCUAUUUUUCGUCUUUUGUGUAUUUCGCCGUUCUUCGAUAGUUCACGAUAUUCCGCAUUUUUACAGAAUAAAGAUUAUCAUUCACAGAA